UAAUCCGAUUCACUGCCCGGAGCUACACGGAUCACAAACCAUGAGGAACUUCGGCUGUCAUUUUCUGCUUUUAUCAUUUGCCUUUCUGGCUUCAGCUCAAGUACCAAAGAAAUGUUCGGCUCCUCCGGAGUACCCGAACACCGCACUGGGGAAGAAAUACACGCGGAUUCAGAAGUUCUUCAGCGGGGAGAAGGUGUACUAUGAGUGCGGGGAGGACUUGACUCCAUCCAGAGGGAGCAGGGCGGUGCAGUGCGUGGGGGGGAGAUGGACCCAGCUCACUCUGAAAUGUGAAAAGAAAUCAUGUGGGAAUGCUGGUGAUCUACCUAACGGGGAGUUCCAGUAUGGAAUCAAUUCAUUCCUCGGGGAGAAAGUUUAUGCUAUAUGCAAGGACGGAUACACUCUGAAAGGACUCAACUACAUGAUAUGCAAGAAGACUGGCUGGACUGGUGAAUUGCCAUCUUGUGUCUUGGGAGAGGCCACCUGCUCCCCGCCUGCAGUGGCCAACUCUGUGAAAAGUACUGGAGCUGUUUCUGUUUACCGAGUUGGAGACCACGUCAACUUCACCUGCAGUCCGGGUUUCCAGCUGGACGCAGCUCAGCAGAUCACCUGUGGACCUGGUGGCCUGUGGCAACCUCAGCCCCCCCGAUGCAUGCCUUCACCCAAUAAAACUCCGUGGAUGCGGUGUGCCAGAAUUCCCCAGGACUCCAACGCCAACCUCGCUGAUAAGUACUUCAUGAUGACCUCGUUCGCUCCUGGUGACAGAGUCCACUGUGUGUGUGACAUCGGAUACGCUCACUCAGGCGGCAGCAGAUAUCGCAGUUGUAUGAAGGGAAAGUGGACACCACUGCUGCUGAAAUGUGAACGAAAGGCAUGUGGCCCUGCAGGAGAGAUUAUUAAUGGAGAGUUUACCUAUACGGGAGUGGAGUUUGGAGACACUGCUACGGCUGUCUGUGCUGAGGGGCAUCAUCUUGUAGGACCGGCAACCAGAAACUGCCUGAGUAAAGGCUGGGACGGCCGUGUUCCUGCUUGUGAAGCUGCUGUCUGUGCGGAGCCUCCAGGAAUCACGAAUGCCGAGAUGACCGGCCCUCAGGAGCCGCCUUACUCAUACAGGACUGUAGUUCGCUAUCAUUGUCGUGUGGGAACCCUUAUUGGAAAAAGGGAUAUUUGGUGCACCAAGACUGGGACAUGGAGUGAUCCUCCUCCUAAAUGCAGAGAAAUGACAUGUUCAGCUCCAAAUGUGGCCAACGGCUACUGGAGGGGAGCUCAUUCCAGGCUGUAUCAAGAAAGGGACACUGUAUCAAUAGAGUGUAACCGAGGCUACACAAGGACCGGCCCGAGCACUGUUACCUGUGGUGGUGAUGGCCGAUGGUCACCUAGGCUCCCUAGAUGUACACCACGUCGUACCUACAGGAGGAACUAAUGAGUUAGCUGAAACGUGAAACAGUUUUGUGGCAGUGGAGGAGUCUAAGCUUCAUGUCUUCCUUCUAAAAGUAGUCCACAAUACACCUAUAAUAAUACACUUAUAGUGAUAUAUUUUCUUACCUGCUGAUAAGACUUUUCCAAACUUAUUAUACAGACAUUAAAAUAUGUUUUGAAAUGAAGCUGAAGUACA
This is a messenger RNA of Anoplopoma fimbria (sablefish), 1612 nucleotides long. Its product is annotated as complement receptor type 1-like. The transcript is spliced from 11 exons. Lineage: Eukaryota; Metazoa; Chordata; Actinopteri; Perciformes; Anoplopomatidae. The record is from RefSeq and is a predicted model, not a curated record. The coding region runs from base 41 to 1420 and encodes 459 amino acids.